Messenger RNA from Aplysia californica (California sea hare), 1895 nucleotides. RefSeq names its product flavin-containing monooxygenase 5. Lineage: Eukaryota; Metazoa; Mollusca; Gastropoda; Aplysiida; Aplysiidae. The record is from RefSeq and is a predicted model, not a curated record. Gene Ontology annotation, molecular function: NADP binding; flavin adenine dinucleotide binding; N,N-dimethylaniline monooxygenase activity.
UUGAAUUUGAAUAAUGUAUAAUAUCCACGUUUUACAACAUGCUCUACGCUUUUAACAACCAAAUUUACUCCUGCAGAUGCUAAAACACUAAGACCCAUCUUCGGCUUCCAGAGAAGCGUGCAGUGCACUCUGCGAAUUUUAUGACUUCAAACACUUACGAAAUGACACAAUAUGCCUAUGUGAUUUAAAACAACAACAACAACAAAAAUAUCAUCAACAACAAAUUAUGGCAAUGAACCUUCCUUCUUUUUGGCACGCGAACUCACCACAACGAAUUGAAUUGAAAAACAAGUUAUUGCAAUACAUACGAGUCAUUUAAAUGGAAAAAAUGAACUAUUUUUUAAAGAAUGACUAAAAUACUCAUUGUAGUAUGGUGUUAAAAUAGAUUGACCCCUUCAGUGCUGAGACGUUUCCGUCUCCAAAGAAGAUAAAAUGUUAAUUCAAGAGGGAAUCAAACAAAGCAGUAUAUUUUCCCCCUCCCCUCUAUCAUCUCUCUUUAUUUUUGUUUAUCAUUGUCUAUAGUAAAUAUAUCCCCUAAAAGUUCUCGUAAGGCCAGUAGAAAAUAAAUAGUAGACAACCAGUUUGGCAGAAAUCACGCCAGUGCAUACGUCCACACAGCAGUGAGGAGGUAUAAUCAUCAAUCCUCAUGUGGCAUUACAUUUUUAUUGGUCCUCUCAGAGCGCCACGAUUUCCUAACAACGUUGUGGGCAUGGACACUUUCCCAGGACUACAGGAGCAUUCUAUGACCUACAGAAAUAACGAGAAGUAUCGAGACAAAACUGUCUUAGUUGUUGGUGAAGAUUUUAUCUGGCCAAGUAAAAGUUUACGGAUAUCUGACUGAGAUGAGGAACACAGAAGCUGUUUUUGACGACGGUCAAAGUGUCACGAGCAUAGACUCGGUUGUGUAUUGCACUGGCUACAACCAGGACUAUUCUUUCCUAGAUGCCGAGACCAGACGAGCGGCAGUUCCCGAGGAAGGUGGUGUUGAGCUGUACAAGUACACAUUCCCGGCAGCUGCACACCACAACACAAUCGCCUUUGUCGGCCAUUACAGUGGAGACAACGCCAUGUUGCCGCUUGUGGAGCUUCAGUGUCGCUUAGCAACAAGGGUCAUGGCUGGCAAACAUAAACUGCCAACUCCUCAUAUGAUGAAAGAGGAUGCCGAUGCGUGGAACGCUAUAAGCCUAAGUCGGAAACCGAGCCAAAGGGUUCCAGUAAUCCCUUUUGUAUAUUUCGCUGAAGAGCUCGCCAAAGACUUGGGUGUCUACCCACACUUCUGGACCCUGUUCUUUAAAGACCCACGUCUUGCCUAUCGCACCUGGGCUGGUCCUUGGUUUCCCGCCUCCUACCGCCUUCUGGGUCCAGACAGCACAUGGGAGGAGGCGCGCCGUACAUGCCAUCAGAUGUUUGAGGAAGAUCUCAGUAUGGUUUGCCACAGGAAGGUCAAGCCGUUACCCAAACAAACAAGUGGCAAACUCUGUGGAUGGAUGCGGCAAGGCGUAUUGUUCCCUUCAUUGGCAAUCAUAAUGUGCUAUCACUUGGGAUACUCUGAUCUUUUGGCCGAACUCCAGUUGAAGAUCAGAUGGCUUCAUGAUUUGCUUUCAUAGACUAAGUAAACUGUAACAAAUGAUUCUUAGAAAAAAUCUAACAGAAACAAAACUGCCUCUUAAUAUUAUGUUUACAAUAAUAAAACAACCAUCAUUCUCAUGAAUGCUGAAAUGUUUAUUUGUUUUUCUCCAAUAUCAAAGGGGCAGCAAUGCAAGAUGCGUGGGCGAACCACAGCUGUGCUAAAUGAUACCAAAUAAAUUCCCAAACUAAUAUGUAAGGCAUAAUGCCUCUUGACAGAAGCUCUAGUAGCAUAAUGCAUGGCACAGCUUUGUUUGGGUGAUACACUU